Molecule: messenger RNA, 703 nt
Organism: Pelagomonas calceolata
Lineage: Eukaryota; Pelagophyceae; Pelagomonadales; Pelagomonadaceae
Source: the annotation of a GenBank genome assembly
CAAGUUAAAAAUGGUGUUAAAACUGGCUCAUCUUAUAUCAUCAUCGGUCGUUUGCUCUCCAAUAGCAGAGGCCCGAACAUGGCAGUUUGCGGCCCGUCCCAGGUCCGUCGCAAAGUCGCUUCAAUGGGUCGUGGUGUACUCUAGGUACCAUCUUCAAGUUACGGAGAUAGCGCGACGCCAACACGUACGGAGUAGAGCAUAUAAGAAUCUAUAUAUGAUUCACCGUGACCGCUGUCUAGGCCGGCUGACCCGCCCUCAGGCGAGGACUCAGGAGGCUCCAGGCCGCUCAAGAAUGGGUGUGGAUUAUGUUGAGCGCACCUCAAAAUCACCCGCCUUCGAUCCCCAUUUGCCAAAUCUCGCUAUCAAUUCAUUCUUAGUAAGGCGCACCGCGGGACCUGCUUGGAAGCUGACUUUUGUCUCUCCCGAGUCACACAGCCACUGCCUCAGUGUUCGUCACGGCCUGCCCCCAUGCCUAGUCGCUCCUGCCCUGCUAGCUUACCCGGCAAUAAAUCAUUGCAACAUCUUUUCAAGUUGCCACAGUCACACUGUUAAAAAUCAAUGCCGAAUCGUAACAAUUCCGCGCUUGGCACUUUCUCCCGUUUGGGUGGACAUGAGGGCCAAUUUCUAUGCCAAACCGACAUGAAAAAGAGAGGAACAGGCAGGACUUAUUACUAUUAGGACGUCAAUUCAAUUGUCAUAUAGA